GGUUGGUAACAGCGAGCGAUCGAGGUAUUACAGCCAGUAACGAGUUGAAUGUGGCUCAAAACGCUUCGGUGAACGCUGGCCAACAACGUUAAAAAUAUUAAAACGGAUAAAAAUCAAUUAAUUUUGUUGUAUUUAAAUUAUAUAAAUAAAUAAAAUUAUUAGUGGUUCGAGUAUGCUUAAAAGAAACGUGUAAAGCUGUGAAAAAACUAAAAGGAAAACCUACGAAAAAUGCUGUGAAACCUGGCCAAUCUAAACUCGUUUGCACCAAUACACAUGUGAAUACGUAUAAAGGCAACAAAAAAUACUCAGACUCCAGAAGCCAACAAUUAAAAGAGAAGUCAGUAAGCGUCUGGGCCGCGUUAUUGGUGUAUGAAUCACACUUUGGAUACGUUUAAAAAUAGCAAAACAAAAACCUUCCGAGGAGGAAACCAAUUUAUCCCAGUAGUUACAUAAAACCGCGCUCAGCCAUAACUGCAAUAUAUCCGGAAUAAAACGAAACAUACUUCAAAUGCCGUCCAGAAAAAUGAGCGCCCUAUCGCUUUCCAUUGGCGGAAUACCGUUGAUACCAAGCUUUUCUUUGGUAGCAGCGGCCAAUGGAGACAGUAAGGAAUGCCAUGGAAUGAUUUGUCAUCCGGUGAAUGAAUUUUGCUAUGUUGUAACGGAGCGCUGUCGCCCAUGCAUCGAGGUCUGCAAUAAUCAAACCCACAACUUCGAUGCGACAUUGUGCCUCAGGGAAUGCUCAGCUUACAAGACAUUUGAGCCGCUGAAGGCGGAGAUGUUGGACAUCCAGAAUACCCAACAUUUGAUCCUCUUGCUGCUGACCAUCCUCCUUGUUCUGAUCGCCGUUCGCUGGACCUUCCAAUUCCUUCGGUGGGUGGGUUGCAAUCGGUUCUUCCAGAAGCUGUUGCGCCGCCUGCAAUCAAAGGCAUAUCCUCAAACGGUGACUUCGAAUGGAAAGGACCUCAAUGCCACCACUAUACAGAACAUGAGUGCCAUCAACCGCCACGGCGACCUUGAGCGGGCGCAGUCGCAAAUCUACAGUGUGGCAGGUGUCGCCGAGGGUUCCGUUGUGACCAUGACAACGCCGGUGAGCACUCGCUAUCCGGCGGAAAACAGUACCACGCCCACUACGGUUAUGACGGAGAUCGGUUAUGGAUACGAUAAUCAGGCCAUGGUAGUAACGCCGAUUUCCGAGAAACCCUCAACGGCGACCGUUGCCGUCGCUUUCUAAAGCCAUAAACAUGUGUACUUCAAAAGAACUCUUGAACUUAAAUCAGUCCAGCGAAAGCAAAAUGUGCACCACAUUGAAACUAGUGAUAUUCUUGUAAAUUGUUAAGCAAAAAGCCCCCUUUCGAUAUUUAAUACACAAUCAAGUGUAUAGGAUAAGCUCUUUAUAUACAAACUUGUGAUUAUUUGUAUAUAUUUAUACUGGUUAAUAUUAGGUGUAAGCACGUUUUAUUUCUUCUCUUUAUGAAAACCAAUGCGGCCGAAAAUACUUAAUUAAAUACGAGCUGUAUAACAUGUACUACUAAUUUAAGGUA
Drosophila takahashii is the source of this 1541-nucleotide messenger RNA. It is a transcript of the gene grnd, whose product is annotated as grindelwald. NCBI's taxonomy places the organism in Eukaryota, Metazoa, Arthropoda, Insecta, Diptera, Drosophilidae. The record is from RefSeq and is a predicted model, not a curated record.